AUGGCACAGGGAGAACCGCCGAUUCAAUACAUCCACAUGGCAGGAAUUGUUCUGCACGUCACACCAUUUAAUCCACCGGAAAAUCGACUAAAUACCGGACCAGCAUGGGAAACAUGGCUGGAGGAAUUCGAAGAAGAAAUGCAGUUGCAAAAAGUGCAAGAAGCAGACAAGGUAACUUGCCUUAGGCGCUACGGUGGGAAAGAGAUAAGAAACAAAAUAAAAUACUUACCAGAUCCUCCAGUAAUUGAAGAUGAAGAAAGUGCAUACCAGAAGGAGGUACGAAAACUGAACCUUCACUAUAAACCGAAGCAAAAUAAAAUGCAUAGUGUAUAUGUAUUCAAUAAAACAACAAGGAUCCCAGGAGAAACCAUAGCUUCAUUCACUGCCAGGUUGAGAGAAAAAGCUGAACAUUGUGAUUUUGGUGAGAAUGCAGACGCUCGUAUUUUAGAAAGGAUAAUUCAGACUAUGGAUGAUAAACAGAUCGUAACUAAAGCCAUUCAAAGAAAUUGGAACUUAGAAACCUUAAUCCAAGAAGUGAGCCAGAAAGAAGAUUUAAACAAAGAAGUUGACAAUAUGAGAAAUGAAUUUAAAGUGGCAAAAAUCUCGGAUGGAGUCAGCGUCAAACCUAAAAGAAGAUACCCGCAACUGAUGAAAAAACCCAUUAAUCCAAGCUCAAGAUUGCAGUGUUCUAGAUGUGGAGGACAAAUUCAUAACAGAGAUAAAUGUCCCGCUAGUGGAAAACAGUGUUUUAAAUGCAGCAAGUGGAAUCAUUUCCAGAAAGUGUGCAAAACUCAGAAACCAAGUGACAAGCCAACCGCGUACAGAGGCAGAAAAAUGGUGAAGAAAACAGAGUUAGAAGAUAGCUCUGAAUCAGACAAUGGGGAUUUCAUAAAAACUGUGCAUGUCCACCGAAUCAAACAAGAACAUGUGGGAGAGACAAUAGAGGUGAGAAUAAAUGACAUUACAUGUGAGUGUGAACCAGACAGUGGUGCUGCCACUAAUGUAAUGGAUGAACAUCAAUUCAAACAUCUAAGCAGAAGAUCAGACACAACCCUGAAACCAUCGAAAGAAAAACUGAAAACUAUACAAUCAGAGCUAAUCGUUCUAGGUGAGUGCCCAGUGACCAUUCAGAAUAGCAUCUCAAAAUUCAUUGUCAUCAAGGGACAUUUGGGGUGUAAACCACUGAUAGGCAGAAAAACACUAGAAGACUUAGGAAUGAUGGAAAUAAGGGAAGACGGCUCUCUUAAAGAAGAAAAUGACUUGAAGAUUAAAGUAGUCAAAGAAGACAAAACAGAUGUUCAGAAAAUCUUAGAUGAAUACAAGGAUGUGUUCACAGGUAUCGGGCAUGCCAAAGACCCUAAGUCAGGAGCACCCAUUGAAGUAAAACUGGAAAUGGAGACAGAUGUCAAUCCAGUUGCUCAGAAACCGAGACAUGUAGCUUUUCACCUCUUAGACCCUUUAAAAGAAUUCUUAGAGCAAGGGGAAGAAGAAGGUAUUUAUGAGAAAGUCCCUGAAGGAGAAGCAAUAACAUGGUGUUCACCGCUCGUAGUACAACCUAAACCCAAGUACACUUCAGUUCGUGGGAAGCUAGAACCACACAUGAUCCGUGCAAGCAUUGAUAUGAGGAUACCCAAUCAAGGCAUGAAAAGAAGUCGCUGUGUACAAGCACCGAUAAUUGAAGACUUCACUUACCAUUUACGUGACUGCAGUAUAUACAGCAAACUUGAUUUGAGAUCGGGGUACCAUCAGUUGAGUAUUGAUGAGGAAUGUUGUAUCCAAUGCAUGUGGCUGCCGAUUGGUCGCGUCUUGACCAUGGCCACCACCUGGUGA
This is a messenger RNA of Lingula anatina, 1830 nucleotides long. RefSeq lists its product as uncharacterized. Lineage: Eukaryota; Metazoa; Brachiopoda; Lingulata; Lingulida; Lingulidae. The record is from RefSeq and is a predicted model, not a curated record.